Messenger RNA from Glarea lozoyensis ATCC 20868, 3216 nucleotides. Its product is annotated as ARM repeat-containing protein. Bases 1 to 3216 code for a protein of 1071 amino acids. The transcript is spliced from 3 exons. NCBI's taxonomy places the organism in Eukaryota, Fungi, Ascomycota, Leotiomycetes, Helotiales, Helotiaceae. Gene Ontology annotation, molecular function: ATP binding; translation elongation factor activity; ATP hydrolysis activity. The record is from RefSeq and is a predicted model, not a curated record.
AUGCCUUCAACCGUCUCUGAUUCCACCACAAAUCCAUCUUCAAACGCAAAGAUGGCGGAAAACAAGAACAGCGUCAAGAUUCUCGAUGAGUUGAUGGCCAAGCUGAACAUCAGCAAAGCUCAGGAGGACAUCAACGCUGCGACAUACAACCUCGCAACCUUCAUCAACGGUUCGAUCGAGGAGAAGGAUGCCCCAACAAAGACCGUCGAGGUGCUGAAGAAGCAACUCGCCAGCAAGAAAGAUGCUGCUGCUCGUGAGCGCGCGCUCAAUGCCAUCCAGGCCAUUGCUGAGCACCAAGACACCUCCGCCCAUGUCGAACCAUAUCUCGUUGUCCUUCUCCCAGCAGUUCUCGCCGCUGUUGGCGACAAGAUGGUGCCAGUCAAGAACGCAGCCAACUCUGCUGCUCUUGCAAUCGUCAAGGCUACCAACGCAAACGCCGUCAAGGCUGUUCUCCCACCGAUCAUCAACUCUAUCCUCACAGCACAAAAAUGGCAGGAAAAGAUCACUGGUCUCAGCUGUAUCGAGGCUCUGGUAGCCUCAUGCCCUCUUCAACUCGCUUUCCGCGUUCCGGAUCUCAUUCCAGUCGUUUCAGAAUCUAUGUGGGAUACAAAGCCAGAAGUCAAGAAGAUGGCUUAUGGUACCAUGGAGAAGGUCUGCGGGUUGAUCGUCAACAAGGAUAUUGAGCGUUUCAUUCCAGAACUGAUCAAGUGUAUCGCCAAGCCAGAGAAUGUCCCAGAAACCAUUCACUUGCUCGGUGCGACCACUUUCGUUACUGAUGUUCACGAGCCAACCCUCGCCAUUAUGGUUCCUCUGCUGGAUCGUGGUCUUACCGAGCGUGAGACUGCUAUCAAGCGAAAGUCUGCUGUUAUUGUCGACAACAUGUGCAAGCUGGUCGAGGAUCCUAACAUUGUUGCCGCUUUCUUGCCAAAGUUGAUGCCAGGUCUCACCAAGAACUACGAGAAUUUGGCUGAUCCAGAAGCCCGUGAAAAGACCAAGCAAGCCCUCGACACUCUUACCCGUGUUGGAAAUGUUAAGGACGGGAAGAUUCCAGAAGCAUCCCAUGCUGGUGAUGUGAGCACUGUCUUCACUCAUUUGAAGACCGUCCUCGAAUCCGGAAAGCACAAGGCUGCCAUCGCCAAAUUCGAGCCAAUUCUUCACUACACAGCCGCUAUUGCCGGUCAGUUGAUCGACGAGAAGGAUGCUGACAGUUUCAGCUGGACCACCAACCUCAAGCCAUAUGUCGCUGCAGUCUGCGGUGACAACGAUGCUGAGGAUAUUGUCAAUUCUCUCCGAAAACGCGCAUCACCAGGCGCCGAGGAGGAGGAUGCUGAGGAGGCAGACGAUGAGGAGGGAGAGGAUCUCUGCAAUUGCACAUUCAAUUUGGCAUACGGUGCCAAGAUUCUUCUAAACCAAACACAUCUCCGUCUCAAGCGUGGUCAGCGUUACGGUCUUUGCGGUCCUAACGGAUCAGGAAAGUCUACUCUCAUGCGCGCCAUCAACAACGAGCAAGUCGAGGGUUUCCCAAAGAAGAGUGAAGUCAAGACAGUUUUCGUGGAGCACGAUUUGGAUUCCGCUGAUACUGAGCAAACCACCAUCGCCUGGACCAUGAAGAAGUUGGCUGAGGUUGGUGUCAAGACUUCCCAAGAAGACGUCGAGAAGCAAUUAGGCGAAUUCGGUUUCACACCUGAGAUGACCAGCAACUUGAUCACCGCUCUCUCUGGAGGAUGGAAGAUGAAGUUGGCUUUGGCUCGUGCUGUUUUCGAGAGCCCUGAUAUUCUCCUUCUUGAUGAGCCUACUAACCACUUGGAUGUCAAGAACGUCAAGUGGCUUGAGGAAUACCUCCAGAACUCUCCAUGUACAUCCAUCAUCGUUUCCCACGACUCCAGUUUCCUCGACAAUGUCUGCCAACACAUCAUCCACUACGAGAGAUACAAGCUCAAGAGAUAUCGUGGUAACCUUAGGGAGUUCGUCAAGAAGUGCCCAUCUGCCAGAUCUUACUACGAGCUUGGCGCAUCUGAGAUCGAGUUCAAGUUCCCAGAGCCAGGUUUCCUCGAGGGUGUCAAGACCAAGGCCAAGGCUAUUGUGCGUGUCAACAAAAUGAGCUUCCAGUACCCAGGUACACCAAAACCACAAAUUCAAGACAUCACCUUCCAGUGCUCUCUCGGAUCCCGUAUUGCCGUUAUCGGACCAAACGGUGCCGGAAAGUCCACUCUCAUCAACGUUCUUACUGGUGAACUCAUCCCAACCUCUGGUGAUGUUUACACCCACGAGAACAUCCGUAUCGCCUACAUCAAGCAACACGCUUUCGCACAUAUCGAUCACCACUUGGAGAAGACUCCUUCCGAAUACAUUCAAUGGCGUUUCCAGACUGGUGAGGAUCGUGAAACUAUGGAUCGUGCCAACAAGAUCGUUACCGAUGAGGACGAGAAGGCUAUGGACAAGAUUUACAGAAUCGAAGGUUCCCAACGUCGUGUCAUUGGCAUCCACUCCCGACGCAAGUUCAAGAACUCUUACGAGUAUGAGUGUUCUUUCGCUCUUGGAGAGAACGUCGGCUUGAAGAACGAGCGGUGGAUACCUAUGAUGACCGCCGAUAACGCAUGGAUCCCUAGAACCGAAAUUUUGGCAUCCCAUCAAAAGAUGGUUGCUGAUGUUGAUCAAAAGGAAGCUCUUGCCAGUGGUCAAUUCAGACCUCUUGUCCGAAAGGAGAUUGAGUCUCACUGUGCCAACUUCGGUCUCGAUGCUGAGCUUGUUUCUCACUCGCGUAUGUUGGGUCUUUCUGGAGGUCAACGUGUCAAGACUGUCCUCGCUGCAUGCUCAUGGCAGCGACCUCACUUGAUCGUUCUUGACGAGCCUACCAACUACCUUGAUCGUGAUUCUCUUGGCGCUCUUUCAAAGGCUCUCAAGGCCUUCGAAGGUGGUGUUAUCAUCAUCACCCACUCCGCCGAGUUCACAAAGGAUUUGACAGAGGAAGUCUGGUCCGUUAUCGAUGGGCGCAUGGUCGCGACAGGACACAACUGGCAAUCUGGUCAAGGUUCUGGACCUCGUCUAAAGGGCGAUGAUGAUGACGAGGAAGAGAAAUUUGAUGCCAUGGGUAACAAGAUCGUUUCUACCAAGAAGGCCAAGAAACUUACCUCGGCUGAGCUGCGAAAGAAGAAGAAGGACCGCAUGGCUCGACGAAAGCGUGGAGAGGAGGUUUUCUCUGAUGAGGACGAUUAG